GGCCUGCCUUAACCAAGAGGAUCCCGCAGCAUCAGAACCGAGGAGCUGUUCGUUGUGCCGCGGCGUGCCUGCAACUGACGGCGAACAUGACCAAGGUGAAGCAGGUGGGUUUGCUGGCAGCAGGCUGUCAGCCCUGGAAUAACGACGUCUGUGCCGCUAGUGGAGACCGCUUUGCCUACUGUGCCACCCUCGCAAUAUACAUUUACCAGUUGGACCAGCAGUACAAUGAGUUCAAGCUGAGGUCCAUCAUGUCGGAACACAAGAAGACCAUCACGGCCAUCAGCUGGUGUCCUGACAACCCCGAUCUCUUUGCGUCAGCCUCCGCCGACAACCUGCUCAUCGUGUGGAACGUGGCGGAGCAAAAGGCCGUAGCGCGACUCGACAACACUAAAGGCGUUCCCACGGCAGUCAGUUGGUGCUGGAACUCCACUGACGGAGUGGCGUUUGUCUCCCAGCGGGGGCCGCUGUACAUUUGGGUCUAUGGGAAUUCCGACCAAGGGGUCACGGUACAUAAAGAGGCCCACUCCUUCUUGUCGGAUAUAUGCAUCUUCAGAUGGCACCCCACUAAAAAGGGAAGGCUCGUGUUUGGACACACGGAUGGAAGUCUGUCUAUUUUUCAGCCAGGAUGCAAGAGUCAAAAGCACGUGUUGCGUCCUGAGUCUUUAGAGGGGACGGACGAGGAGGACCCCGUCAGCGCUCUUGAAUGGGAUGCCCUGUCGACAGACUAUUUGUUAGUUUCCAACCUCAACAACGGUAUACGACUGGUGGACAGCGAGGCCUUGGCUUGCAUCACGUCCUUCUGCUUCCCCUCAGCUGCUGCAUCAGUUCAGUGUCUGGCUUGGGUUCCCUCCGCCCCAGGCAUGUUCAUUACUGGAGAUUCCCAGGUUGGAGUAUUGCGAAUAUGGAAUGUGUCUCGCCCGACACCUUUGGACAGCAUUAAACUGAAGAAGACUGGGUUCCACGCUUUACACGUCCUCAACUCUCCUCUGGCCAAGAAAGCUCAGAGUUUCUGCUCUCCCAGUAAAAGCCAGCACACCAGCUCCACCAGUGAGGCCGUACCCCCACCAACCCUUUCAGAGAGUCGGUCCUUCUCUUUGCCUCCUGGUCACGCCGUGUGCUGUUUCUUGGAUGGAGGAGUGGGACUGUACGACAUGGGAGCUAAGAAGUGGGACUUCCUACGUGACUUGGGUCAUGUCGAGACCAUCUUUGACUGCAAGUUCAAACCGGAUGACCCAAACUUGCUGGCCACGGCGAGCUUCGACGGAACCAUCAAAAUCUGGGACACAAAUACCCUGACAGCUGUUUACACCUCCCCUGGCAAUGAAGGAGUGGUUUACUCCCUGUCUUGGGCUCCAGGGGACUUGAACUGCAUAGCAGGAGCGACAUCUCGCAACGGAGCUUUCAUUUGGGACGUCAGGAAAGGAAAGAUCGUCACUCGCUUUGAUGAGCAUGGUAAAAAUGGUAUAUUUUGUAUAUCCUGGAGCCAUAAAGAUUCAAAGAGGAUUGCAACUUGUAGUGGGGAUGGAUUCUGUAUCAUUCGGACCAUCGAUGGUAAAAUCCUUCAUAAGUACAAACACCCGGCUGCAGUUUUUGGCUGUGACUGGAGUCAGAACAACAAAGAUAUGAUUGCAACUGGUUGUGAGGAUAAGAACGUGCGCGUGUACUACUUGGCCACCAGUUCAGACCAGCCGCUCAAGGUCUUUGCAGGACACCUCGCUAAAGUAUUUCAUGUGCGCUGGUCUCCACUCAGAGAGGGGAUACUCUGUUCUGGAUCAGAUGAUGGGACUGUUCGUAUAUGGGAUUACACCCAGGAUGCAUGCAUCAAUGUGCUGAGUGGUCACACAUCUCCAGUUAGAGGCCUAAUGUGGAACACAGAGGUCCCAUAUCUUCUAAUUUCAGGUUCUUGGGAUUAUACAAUCAGAGUUUGGGACACAAGAGACGGGACUUGCUUGGACACGGUCUAUGACCAUGGUGCCGAUGUCUAUGGGUUAACAUGCCAUCAGAGUCGCCCAUUCACCAUGGCCAGUUGUAGCAGAGAUAGUACAGUACGACUCUGGUCUUUGACGCCGCUCAUCUCUCCUCUGCUGGUAAACAUCCUCACCAACCAACCCUGGGAAAAGAUCAUAGGAAACACUGAUACCGCUAUGGUUCCUGGCUCUCCACCACUCCUCUGUGGUAAAGUCUCAAGAGACAUAAAACAGGAGCUGGAGAAACUGAACUGUGACGCCACCACCAAGAAGCUGCGAUGGUUCUCAGAAUGCUUUUCGCCACCAGGGGGCAGCAGCAACCUGUGGGACUUGGUGUCGGUCAUUAAUGGGCAGGAUGACUCGCUGCUACCAGGCAGCUACAGCAGGGGUGUGAUGCACAUGAAGCACCUGCUGAAGUUUAAAACAUCCGAGGCUCAGGAACUGACAAUCGUCAAGAUGUCGAAAUUUGGCGGUGGGAUCGGCGCUCCCAGUAAAGAAGAGCGCCUCAAAGAAGCAGCAGAUAUCCACCUGAGGCUGGGACAGAUUCAACGAUACUGUGAAUUGAUGGUGGAGCUUGGACAGUAUUUGUCUCUUGGGCAGUGGGAGAAGGCAUUAGCUGUAGCACCAGGAGUAUCCAUGAAGUACUGGAAAAAACUGAUGCAGAGGAGAGCUGACCAGCUGAUGGCAGAGGAUAACGAUGAUGCAAUCCCAUACUGCAUUGCCACAGCAGAUAUAAAGAAACUUGUGACCUUCUUCACUGGCAGAGGACAACUGGUUGAAGCUUUACUCAUUGCACAGGGAGCAUGCGAGGGAAACAUCCGUCCACCUCAAACCUCCUCGAUCAACCAUACGAUUAACGAUGUGGACAACAAACAACAAUACCAAAGUCUCCUCCAUAAGGUAUGCGAACAGCUGGCUGAAUGGUAUUUCCAAGAUGGUUGCGCUGUCCUGGCUGCAUGCUGCCACCUGGCGGUGGAUAACGUGAAGCUGGCCAUGUCUAGCCUGAUCAGGGGUAAUGAGCUGGAGCUGGCUGCGUGUAUGGGUAUAGUUCUUGGACCGCCGGCUGAUCAUAGCACCGCUUACUGCCUUGAGCUCCUGGCCAGGAAGUACAUGGCCCCGUCGACAUGGGAGCUCUCAGCUGAUAUACUCACAAUGAUUCCUGAGAACCAUACUUUACUGGCUAAGGUGUGUGCAUUUUACACAGGAAGUGCUGCGGAAAUCAACCAAAUGCAUGAACGGUGCUGUCUUCCCUCAGUAGAAGAGUGUAAAGCCUUGGCAGAGGAAGCCAUGUGCGAUGGAGAUCUGUUUUCAGCCGUUAAAUAUCACCUUCUGACCUCUGAACCCGAAAACGCCCUUAAGAUGGGGAUAGAUCAUAUCAAAGACCAGAUGAGUGGAUCCGAUUGGACAGUGGACAGUGUUCGUCCAAUCCUGGACUUGCUGAGUUAUAUCCGAACGGACCGACUUCUCAUGGCCAAGUUCACAGAAGCUCGCAGCGAGCUGCUGAUCCUGUGUGGUUACAUCGGAAGUCUGCUGGCCAUACGGAGACAGUACUCGAGCAUCGUACCUGCUCUGUAUGAAUACACCAGUCAGUUAUUGAAGCGGAGAGAAGUGAGUCUUCCUCUGAAAAUUGAGCAGCUGUCGAUGGAGCUGGAUGCCUGGCGGGCGUGCACUCAAAGUAACGGCAAUCCUCCAUCAGAGUGUCAGAAAGAAAAGUUCCAAAGCCUUGAGAGGAGAAUCCUGCCUUUGAACGCAGUGUUGUGUGGUGCUGAUUAUGUGACGGGUUCCAAUCUUCCGAGCCACUCCGAUGUUCAGCUUUCCUGUUUCACCGGUCACAGAAUACAGGGUCCUGUCUUUUUACUUGAAGAUGGAAAAUCUGCAAUUUCCCUGAAUGAUGCUUUAAUGUGGGCUAAAGUCAACCCUUUCUCCCCACUGGGAACAGGAGUGCGCAUCAACCCUUUCUAACACACACACACACACACACACACACACACACACACACACACACACACACACACACUGCACAUUAACAGGGCUAAAGGUGACUGUGUAAACAGAGCGAUGUCCCCAUUAAGUAAGCAUUGCCAGAACACACACACACACACACUGCACAUUAACAGGGCUAAAGGUGACUGUGUAAACAGAGUGAUGUCCCCAUUAAGUAAGCAUUGCCAGAACACACACACACACACACUGCACAUUAACAGGGCUAAAGGUGACUCUGUAAACAGAGCGAUGUCCCCAUUAAGUAAGCAUUGCCAGAACACACACACACACACACACAACACACUGCACAUUAACAGGGCCUUUAGGGGACCUGUUUUUUUUGUCCCCAUACCGUCAGAGGUCCCCUAAAGGUGUCUGUGUAAACAGAGCGAUGUCCCCAUUAAAUAUGCAUUGCCAGAACAUACACACACACACUGCACAUUAACAAGGCCUUUAGGGGACCUGUUUUUUUGUCCCCAUACCGUCAGAGGUCCCCUAAAGGUGACUGUGAAAAGGUAACUGUGUAAACAGAGAGAUGUCCCCAUUAAGUAAGCAUUGCCAGAAAACACACACACACACACACACACACACACACUGCACAUUAACAGGGCCUUUAGGGGACCUGUUUUUUUGUCCCCAUACCGUCAGAGGUCCCCUAAAGGUGACUGUGUAAACAGAGCGAUGUCCCCAUUAAGUAAGCAUUGCCAGAACACACACACACACACACACACUGCACAUUAUGUUUUUUUGUCCCCAUACCGUCAGAGGUCCCCUAAAGGUGACUGUGAAAAGGUAAUUGUGUAAACAGAGAGAUGUCCCCAUUAAGUAAGCAUUGCUAGAAAAAACACACACACACACACUGCACAUUAACAGGGCCUUUAGGGGACCUGUUUUUUUGUCCCCAUACCGUCAGAGGUCCCCUAAAGGUGACUGUGUAAACAGAGCGAUGUCCCCAUUAAGUAAGCAUUGCCAGAACAAACACACACUGCACAUUAUGUUUUUUUGUCCCCAUACCGUCAGAGGUCCCCUAAAGGUGACUGUGAAAAGGUAAUUGUGUAAACAGAGAGAUGUCCCCAUUAAGUAAGCAUUGCCAGAGAAAAAAAACAACACACACACACACACACACACACACUGCACAUUAACAGGGUCUUUAGGGGACCUGUUUUUUUGUCCCCAUACUGUCAGAGGUCCCCUAAAGGUGACUGUGUAAACAGAGCGAAGUCCCCAUUAAGUAAGCAUUGCCAGAACACACACACACACACACACACACACACACACACACACACACACACACACACACACACACACACACACACACACACACACACACACACACACACACACACACACACACACACACACACACACACACACAUCCACCGGGCAUUGUAGUGAAACACAAAGAUGAGCAAAAUAAAAGUGUUAUUACUGGUAAAACACGACUGAGCCAACAAAUGUGAAAUCCUUUAAAGUAUUUGUGAUUAUAUAGACAUAACAUUUUUUUUUCUUUAAAGUUCCUUUUUUAUUAUUUUUUUAACUUUGCCAGUGUCAGACUCACUCUAUUGUAGGACGAUGCUAAGAUAGAAUGUGAGUCAUAGUUUCUUACAUCGUAGUAAACAAUCACUUAAAAAGCUGAAAUAAAGCUAUCAUUCAAUGGCU
This is a messenger RNA of Entelurus aequoreus (snake pipefish), 5609 nucleotides long. It is a transcript of the gene wdr17, whose product is annotated as WD repeat domain 17. Gene Ontology annotation, molecular function: protein binding. The coding region runs from base 87 to 3929 and encodes 1280 amino acids. The record is from RefSeq and is a predicted model, not a curated record. Lineage: Eukaryota; Metazoa; Chordata; Actinopteri; Syngnathiformes; Syngnathidae. The transcript is spliced from 32 exons.